UGCGGGUCCUGUCCUGUGGUUUGACUGGACCACGACGCGACCGACUCCAUUCCCCCCACCCAGCCGAAGCAGGCAAAGCAGCCAGGCACCGCAGGGGGGCGGGCGAGGGCGAACCGGCAGCGAGCCAAGCAGCCAUGCUCGCCCGCCGCGGCUGACGCGAGGCGGGCCUCCCGAGACGCCGUCCCCCCACCGCCGACGACAUGGAUCCGGCGUCCGAGGAGCUCGAGCGCCGCAGCCGCUACCUCAGCUCGCUCAUCCGGCGCACCAAGCUCAGCGCCGCCCCCGCCCCCCCUCCACUUCCCGAGCCAGAGCCUGAGCCUGAGGCGCCGGCACCGAAACCGGAGCCCGAGCCGCAGACCGCGGUCGGAAAGUGCGAGGAGGCCAAGCCGGCGCUGGCGGUGGAGGAGGAGGAGAAGCGGGAGGUCAAGGAGGAGGGGGCGGACGGGGAGGGCAAACAGAUCAAGGGGAAGGUCGAGGGGGGUCUGAAGGAGGAGGACGGCGGCAGCAAAAAGGUGUCGGUGCGGGUGCGCGCGGCCGACAUGCCCCUGCCGCUGCAGCGCCGCGCCAUCCGCCUCGCCUACGAGGCCAUCGCCGCUAUGCCGCGCCUCGACAGCAAGCGCCUCGCGCUCGCGCUCAAGAAGGAAUUUGACACAGCAUAUGGUCCUGCUUGGCAUUGCAUUGUCGGAACAAGCUUUGGUUCCUAUGUGACACACUCAUUGGGAGGUUUCUUAUACUUCUCAGUGGACAAGGCCUAUAUUCUUCUCUUCAGAACUGCCGUUGAGCCAUUAGGCCAUCCACGAUGAGGGGCCAUGAACCAGUCUACUAGCUAGCGUAUUCUGUAUCCGACAUUUAACUGCAGAAGGUUUAAGGAGAGUAGAAGUGUAGAACAAUCAUCGCCCUCCAUGCAAAUAUUUAGGAACCAAUCUGCUGUAACAAUCUUCCAUGUACUAUGCACUAAUCUGCCAUGUAAACCUUAACAUUAGCUUUCAGGCUGUUACUUGACUCAGUUCUUUGGUGCGAGGGAAAUUUUCUUUCGCAUCCUGUAAUGUUCAGUAACCUUUGUUCGAUUCGGAAUCAGUUUGAUCUCUAAGCUUGUAGCCUGUGGUGGCGAACCUCGAGCUCGAGGAUGUGAGAUUGUCAUCAGUUGCCCAGCUGUAGUAGAUGCAUUCAGUUAAUAUAACUGUUCUGAUGGAUGCUCC
This is a messenger RNA of Setaria italica (foxtail millet), 1199 nucleotides long. Its product is annotated as atherin. Gene Ontology annotation, cellular component: dynein complex. Gene Ontology annotation, biological process: microtubule-based process. Bases 201 to 803 code for a protein of 200 amino acids. Lineage: Eukaryota; Viridiplantae; Streptophyta; Magnoliopsida; Poales; Poaceae. Gene Ontology annotation, molecular function: dynein intermediate chain binding; dynein light intermediate chain binding. The record is from RefSeq and is a predicted model, not a curated record. The transcript is spliced from 2 exons.